AACAGGUAUUGAGAAUAAGUGAAGGAUAUUAAGAAAGAUUUUUUUGUGAAAAGAUCCAAUAGACCGCAAAUAAGAUAAAAUCCAGCAAAAAGGCUUGUAUUAGUAUAUCUUCAGCAUCAAAUGCUUAUACCCGAAACAAAUUUGAGAGAGAGAUAGACAGAUGGAGAGGACUAAUCCACAACAUCAAGUUUUCGUCAGUUUCCGUGGCAGAGACGUUCGCAGCAACAUCUUCAGCUUCUUGAAAGAAAAAUUGAAAGAUGAAGACGUCAACGUGAUGACGGACGAGGACAUGGAUAGAGGAAAAAAGAUCGAUGAGAAUCUACUAAAGCUGAUAAGAGACUCGAAAGUGGCGGUGGUGAUCUUCUCAGAGAACUAUGCACAGUCGCCUUGGUGCUUGGACGAGCUAGUGGAGAUCGAGAAGCAAAUGGAGCUAAAGAAUCUUGAUCCUCUUCCCAUCUUCUUCGAGGUUAGAGCCUCACAUGUAACACUUGAGGAACAUAAUCCUUUCAAAGACAUUCUACUGCGGUUGGAAGACGACGAACGAGAAAAGGUCAGAAAAGACGGUAAGAAGGCGUUAGAGGAUGCAGACAAGAGGUUUGUCAGGUGGAGGGGAGCUUUGAAAUCUAUAGCGGGUCAUACGGCCUUGACGUAUAAAAAGGACAGCAACCAAGCCCUCUUUGUCAACGACAUCGUGAAGGCUGUGAAGAAAAUGUUAGGCGAAGUACGAUCAUCAGAUGAUGUGCAUGACCGGAUCUGGGCACAACAUAUUGUGCCACAACAAAAAGUGUUCAUCAGUUUUGGGGGUCAUGAUGGUGACAUCCGCCCUGGUUUCAUUUAUCAUCUCCAAGCUGGCUUGGAAAGAAGUGGAAUCAACUUUUACAUAAAUAUUGAAAACAUGACUAAAGGAUAUGACAUCGAAAAGCUUAUUACGAAUGUCCGAGAGUCGAGGAUAGCGCUUGUGAUCUUCACUGAGCGCUACCUGAGAUCUGCAUGGUGCUUGGAGGAGCUAGUGGAGAUCAACAAAUGCACGAUGUACGGUCUUAUAGUCAUUCCAAUAUUCUACAAAGUUGACCCGAAAUAUGUAAGGAAUGGGGAGCUAGUGGAGAUCUACAACCAGCUACUCUCGAAUUGGGGAGCUACGGACGCCAGGAUCGACAGAUGGAAGCAUGCUCUUAACUCAGUUGGACACAGGGUUGGUCUUGUGUCUGCAAACCUAGGCUCGGAGGCACGAUUCGUUGAAUCUAUCAUCGAUGCAACUACGCGGAUGUUAGCCAAUACUUCAUCCAGCUAAAGAGAAUUUAUUUCCACCCAUUCUAGGAUCUUCAUGGUCCUCAUCUGCGUUUCCAGUUAUCUUUAUAUGGCAUGCGUGCAUCUGUAUUGAACUUAUCUAUCUUAUUAAAUCAGAAACAUUACAACUU
Raphanus sativus (radish) is the source of this 1418-nucleotide messenger RNA. RefSeq names its product protein PHLOEM PROTEIN 2-LIKE A8. Gene Ontology annotation, molecular function: phosphatase activity. The coding region runs from base 161 to 1291 and encodes 376 amino acids. Lineage: Eukaryota; Viridiplantae; Streptophyta; Magnoliopsida; Brassicales; Brassicaceae. The transcript is spliced from 4 exons. The record is from RefSeq and is a predicted model, not a curated record. Gene Ontology annotation, biological process: signal transduction; dephosphorylation.